This is a messenger RNA of Zootermopsis nevadensis, 4853 nucleotides long. The record is from RefSeq and is a predicted model, not a curated record. NCBI's taxonomy places the organism in Eukaryota, Metazoa, Arthropoda, Insecta, Blattodea, Termopsidae.
GUGUUGUAUUACCCGCUACUGACGCAGUUGUUUUCGUACUCUGUCAGAGGAAGUGUUUUGAGUAGAAAUGUGUUGAGUGUGUGCAUCAAAAGAAUGACUACAAAGAAAACAUACGGUAAUAGGAAAUUUUAUGCUCUUCCAGACGAAUAUCCCUUGAGAGGAACGAAAGUUCGUGCAGGGUAUGGUACCAAAAAGAAUGAAGACGCUGCAAAACUGAUAAAGUAUAUCGAUGACUACGUUAUCGGAAAGAACACAACAUUUUCUGGCCCUUAUGGGAGACGGAAAGUCGUGUAUUGCGACUACACUGCAUCUGGAAGGUCUUUGCAGUUCAUCGAGGAUUACAUCCUUCGGGAAGUUCUGCCCAGCUAUGGAAACACCCACACCACAACAAGCAUCACUUCUCUGCAGUCUACUCUCUUCCGGCACGAGGCACGGGAUGUUUUCAGGAAUGCGGUCCAUGCAUCUGAACAUGAUGCCGUGAUCUUUGCCGGUCAAGGGUGCACGGGCGCCGUUCAUAAGCUUAUACAUGCUCUUGAUCUGUCGGAGCCACCCGUCGUAUUUGUUGGACCAUGCGAGCAUCAUUCCAACUUGCUUCCUUGGAGGGAACGGGGUGCCAAGAUUGUCCGUAUCGCCGAGAGGAAAGAUGGUUAUCUUGAUUUGGAUGAUUUGGAGCACCAGUUGCAGCUUCAUCAGGGGACAGGAAGGCAGCUGAUUGGCUGUUUCUCUGCUGCAUCCAACAUAACUGGCAUAAUCGCAGAUGACAUAGCGACUACGCUGUUGCUGCAUCAGUACGGUGCAUUUGCGUUUUGGGAUUACGCUGCUGCAGCUCCCUACGUUAAAUUGGAUAUGAAUCCAUUUCUACCUGGUGUAGAUGAGCGAGCGGUCUACAAAGAUGCCAUGUUCUUUUCUGUACAUAAGUUUGUCGGAGGAGUACAAACACCAGGAGUGCUUAUUGCAAAGAAGGCUCUCUUUAAGAAUACAGCACCAAAUGGCUGCGGAGGCGGGACGGUGUUCUUUGUGACGAGGGACAGCCAUCGCUAUCUCCAGGACACGGAGCUUCGAGAAGAAGGUGGGACUGCGGCUAUAGUGGAGUCUGUGAGGGCGGGGCUCGUGAUGCAGCUGAAGGAGACUGUAGGAGUGCAGGCCAUCAUGGCACGUGAGGAAAGAAUAUCAAGGAUGGUCCUGGCUCAUAUUCGCACCAUUCCAGAACUCAUUCUUCUGGGCACUAGCUCCCAGUCUGUGAAGAGACUCCCUGUCUUUUCUUUUAUGGUUCGCCAUCCACGUGGAACCUUCCUGCAUCACAAUUUUGUAUGUACAGUCCUGAAUGACGUGUUCGGAAUACAGGCACGUGGAGGCUGUGCGUGUGCUGGUCCUUAUGCUCAAGACUUGCUAGGAAUAAGUGAAGAUUUGGCACGAGAAUAUGAGGCAAUUCUGCUCGAGGAUUCACGUUUAGAUCGGACGCACCUUCGACGAAGGGAAGAGCAUUCAAGUUUUGAGAUGCUGCGACCUGGCUUUGCUCGUAUCAGCUUUCCAUUCUUCAUGUCGGAUUCUGAAGUAGCUUUUGUCCUUGAAUCUCUCAAGAUGGUGGCAACUGAAGCAUGGAAAUUGCUUCCACAGUAUAUCCUCAAUCCUGAGACUGGUGAAUGGCGGCAUCAUACAAACACGGUGUUCCGAGAUAGAAAGUGGCUUGGAUCGAUCCGCUAUGUUGAUGGCAAGAUGACGGUAAAUGAACGGAGAGUAUCUGGACAUGGCACGUUCCCACCCCAAGAUUAUGCAGAGUGUCUGCAGACUGCCAGGAACAUAUUCAAUAAGGCAAGAAAGAUGGCUCAGCGGUACCCUUUGGCUGAUCAGUGUGUUAUGUUUGAUGAAAGCACAGAUCGCUUACGUUGGUUCAUGCUUCCAAGUGAGGCACAAGAUCUGUUACUGGGCAACUCUCAGAAUCGUGGGAGUGUCACUGAGGUCUUUCCUGUGGCAUCGAAUGCUGGUAGCCGUGCUCUUCCUGUUUUGUUCUCACGGCCCAUUUGUUUCGGGUCCCCCCGCCACAACAGUUUGCCGUGUACUGAUCACACUAAACAUGAAAAUGUGGUCCCACGUGCCAUUUCUGUCAUGUACCCCCCACUCCUGAAUAUCAGCAGUGGAAGUGAUGGGUGUCUUCAUAAACAUAAUCCACAAUUCUUCAACAAUAGUCAAAGCCCUGUACACUUUGCUGUUGGUGAAGUGGUGAAUCCAGCUGCUGUCAUGACAAAAUUACCACCAGGAAUGACUCCGAAUAUUAUGAACGAGCAGUUAUGUCCGCCUCGGACACGGUGUCAUAGCCUUGGUUCAUGUUCGCCUCAAGUUCUGAGUCCGCAAACGAUGGCCAGUCUUGGUAUUGGGGUAGCGGGUGCGGGAGAUACGAAGCAGCGGCACUGUAGCCGCAGCAGUCAGACAGAUCUCAACUCUCUGGAGAUGGAUUCAUUGCCAAGCUUGAACAUGCUUCAGCUGAAUGCAUCCUCUGCCACUGAUUGUAGCGCAACAGGUCGUUCUUCUCCCACGCCGUCAUCUAUCUCGACUCAGAGUCCAGAAGAUCUUCAAGCAUACGUAAAAGAAGUUACAAAGGAACUAGCAACUGAAAUCAAAUCAGAAAUACGUGAAGUGAUAUCCAAAGUAGAAGAUGUUCUGUCAGAAAGUAUGGAUUCUGCAGGAGAAACCUGCAGUAUUUUCCAUCAACAUCUAACUAAUCCGUCAUUGGACAAACUUCAUACAGCUUCGGGUGAAAGUGUUAGGGGCGACUCAUUGUCUGCAAACGACAUUGCUGAAUACUUGAUGGAAGUUUCCAGGGAAAUGGCUUCCGAGGUGAAGUCGGAAAUUAGGGAAAUGGUGAAUGCAGUGGAUGUCCUCAUUUCACCCGAUGCUCAAAGUCAUGAAGAAAAAUCAUCAUCAGCAAAUUCUCCUGUAGGUACCCCAGGGUCUUACCCUGGUAUUACAGGAUGCAUCUAUACAAAGUUAGGGGAGUUGAGUGGAGAGAGAACACAGUCAAGUGAAUGCUCAAGCGAUGAGACCGUUAUACAGAUUCUCGGUAUAGAUGCGAAGAAUGGUCAGACUGCUGCUGAAGAAACUGAUGAAGAGGCACCAGAAGAUGUUACAGUUGACAACAAGCAUUUCCAUCACAUGCGUUCCACAAUAAAUAGCAUCAGCUCACAAGACAGUGGGAUUAAUUUAACUUUCCAAGAGUCCGAUUCGUCGUCGCACGGAAUAGCCGAAAGAAGAAGUAGCGAAUUGGCAAGAAAGUGUGUUCGUAAAAUGAAUGAUUUGUCAGAUUCUAGUAGUAGCAGUAGUAUUGGAGGUGGUGCUAAGCUUGGAGGUGCUGAGCAACGGUUUGUGUCGGUGCCAGUAGAACCGCCGUCAGACCGUGCAUCUGAUGCCUGUUCUACGUCGCAGGAGGCUAGAGCUGCACAGGCUGUUGGUGACGGUGUUGCCAGAUGGCAUUGCCCUCCAAAGUCAAUCUGGAAACCAGCUGUUGAGGCACUUCAAGAAUUUGACAUGAUUCGUGAUGGUGACCGAGUGAUGGUUUGCCUGUCUGGGGGCAAAGACUCCCUCAGCCUACUGCACACCCUCCAUCAGUACCAGUUCUAUGCUAAAUCCAAGGGGAUUCAUUUUACCAUCGGGGCAGCUACUGUAGAUCCCGGCAGCUCAGCGUAUGACCCGCGACCAUUGGUGCCAUAUCUCAAGGAACUGGGUGUACAUUACCUUUAUGAGGAGCAAGCUAUUUUGGAGCAAGCAGCUACAUUGGAGAAGGGGUGCAAGUCAGUUUGCAGUUUCUGCAGCCGAAUGAAGCGAGGUAGACUUUACGCAGCUGCACGUGCCUACAGCUACAAUGUGCUCGCCCUGGGACAACAUCUUGAUGACCUCUCAGAGAGUUUUUUUAUGUCUGUGUUUCAUAACGGCAGACUAAGGACCAUGAAGGCUCACUAUUACAUUAGGGAACGAGAUCUGCGCGUGAUUCGCCCAUUUGUGUAUGUGCGAGAAAAAUCCCUGCGUCAGUUUGCCGAGAGCAGGAACCUUCCAGUUAUUCCAGAAAAUUGUCCAGCAUGUUUCGAGGCACCAAAAGAGCGCCAUCGCACAAAGCAACUACUGGCACAACAGGAGAUAUUGUUCCCACGGCUGUUCUGGAGUUUGCGAUCUGCACUUCAUCCACUUCUUAGCUUCCGGCACACGGGCGAAGAAAGCCGAGCUUACACACGACACAGAAAGCACUCGCAGUCUCAAGGACUGCAGCCAAAUUCUGAUGAACUGAGCUCAGAUACUGAUGAAGAACCUGUUUCAUAGAGCGGGAUAAAGGAAUGUUCAUCUCAAAGCCGUACUCUUGGCACAAGAUAUAGGAUUGAAGACUGCAAACAUUGUAGAUCAGUAACUGUAAUAAGAUAAUUCAAGAACUGAAAGUUCUAGUAGUUCAGUUGUUAGCGGGGUGAAGUGAAACGAUGCAUGUUGAGAUACAGAGAAGACGCAGGAAAAAUGGAUCCUGGAACUGUACUUCUCGUUUCAACUGCGCGAUCAUCCGAGUUAGGUCAUUACAUUCACAAGGUCCCGUGACUGGUUUUCCUGGUUCAAAUUCUUUAUGACUUCUGCCCUAAAUAUCCCAUAAUUCCCAACCUCUGCCAUUCUGUACAGUUCACAAAUGAUUUUUGUCCAGACAUCAACCAUCGUCUUCAAAACAUUAAUUAUUACAUUGUAAUAAUGUAAAAAAAAAUUAGAAAAGGGGAAAUCUUAAUUUUUUACUAGGUGACAAUAUAAAUAUUCUGUAUUUCCUAGAUAAAACAUUUUAUUUUCCGUUGUUAUUUAUGGUAUUUGUAUAACAGCGCAGAUUUAAGUCC